This is a messenger RNA of Xyrauchen texanus (razorback sucker), 2103 nucleotides long. RefSeq names its product hyaluronan and proteoglycan link protein 4-like. The transcript is spliced from 5 exons. Bases 108 to 1286 code for a protein of 392 amino acids. NCBI's taxonomy places the organism in Eukaryota, Metazoa, Chordata, Actinopteri, Cypriniformes, Catostomidae. The record is from RefSeq and is a predicted model, not a curated record. Gene Ontology annotation, biological process: cell adhesion. Gene Ontology annotation, molecular function: hyaluronic acid binding.
UGACACUCGACAGUAAUCUGCAGUGAUACAGAGUCAGAACCAGGACAGCACAGAGCCCAACUGCACCAUAACGCACAUCUCAGUGUACUCCAAGCAGUAAUAUCUUUAUGCCAUCUCAACAUAAAAUGCAUCUUUUCAUGACGAUGAUUUUAUGGCUGGCAGCCAUUCCCUGCACAUUACUGUUCCUUUCAUCCCCCGUGGACACCGACCCAGCUGACUCAGAGAAAGGACGGAGGAGAGUGGUUCAUGUAAUGGAGGAUGAAACAGGGGAAGUCAUAGUCCAGACUGCUCCAGGUAAAGUGGUCACUCAUCGCGGUGGCACUAUCACCCUUCCCUGCAGAUUCCACCAUGAACCAGAGGACGUCGAUCCUUUCCGCAUCCGCAUCAAGUGGACAAAGGUUUCAGAUGCCUUCCAGUUCGAAGAUGUGUUUGUUGCGUUGGGACGACAACAGAAGGCGUUUGGGUCCUAUCGUGGCCGUGCGACUCUGGAGCUGGCUGGACCAGGAGACGCCUCAGUUAUAAUUCACAACGUCACCUUACAAGACUAUGGUCGCUAUGAGUGCGAAGUCUCCAAUGAUAUGGAGGAUGACACAGGAUUUGUCAAUCUAGACCUUGAAGGUGUGGUAUUUCCAUAUUACCCACCAUCUGGACGCUACAAGCUGAACUACCAUGAAGCUGAGGAUGUCUGCAGGAAGCAGGAUGCUAUUCUUGCUUCCCAUGCACAGCUGCACAAGGCCUGGCUUGAGGGGCUGGACUGGUGCAAUGCCGGCUGGUUAGAGGAUGGCUCAGUGCAGUACCCCAUCUCCCAUCCUCGAGAUGAGUGUGGACGCAAGGACAGCCCCCCUGGUGUCCGCAACUACGGCUACAGGCACAAAGAUGAUGAACGCUAUGAUGCUUUUUGCUUUACAUCAAACCUUAAUGGACGCGUUUACUUCCUCAAACGAUAUAAGAAGGUGAACUACCUGGAGGCUGUAAAGGCUUGUCAGCGGGAUGGUACAGUGAUAGCCAAGGUUGGACAACUAUACGCAGCCUGGAAGAUCCAGCUCAUGGAUCGAUGUGAGGCAGGGUGGGUGGAGGACGCCAGCAUCCGUUACCCAAUCGUCAACCCUCGGACCCGCUGCGGAGGCCUAGAGCCCGGUGUCCGAAACCUCGGUUUCCCUGAUAAGAAGUUCCGCUUGUAUGGGGUCUACUGCUUCCGCAAGAACACUGAUCCCCUUGACGUCAAUCCAACACAGGCUCCUCAAGAAACAACAUUCAAACCGACCAACAGCACCAGAAAUAUCUGAGCAAAGCAAAAAAACAGUGCUUUGUUACUAGCAUUGUGUCUUCCAUGUUUAGCCAAAAAUUAUAGACAGAUGAGGCUUUUUUUGCACACCUGCUAGGCAACCAGGGAACUAGGCUAGCGCUGGCUGAACAUGUUCUUAAUUGUGCUUGUUUAGUUUUUAUCUUUUGCUUGAAAUUAGGUGUCAAUCAUAUCUAAAUCGAAUAAGUCCACAACUCUUUCCUCAGAUGUGCGUAUCUAGGGAAGAAUAUGUGACAGCUAAUUAGCGACAUUGUUUCUCGUUAUACCUAGCAUGAAGAGAACACAAAAAUUUGCCUUGGGUUUUUUUUAUACUUUGCUGUGUCCCAAGGAAUACAAACAUGUGGGAAGCAAUUAAAUUAGCACUAAGAAUGUAGGAGAGAUCAUUUAGCCUCAAAUUUAGCAUAGCGCAUUAGGAAGAGCCCUUAAUGGUCUGAUGAUGAGAAAGUGAUAAAGGCUGAAAUUUGCAUUAGGUACUAGCAUGAAUCUGACUUGACUGGGCUUAGCUUGCUAAUUUAAAUAAACCGUUGUUUCCAUUUGAGCAAGUAGCAAAACUUGAGCUAUGCCAGUUACUAUGCAUAUGACGCUAGGUCCUUGGCACAUUUUUAUAUAUUUUGAAUGAUAUUGCAAGCAAUAACAGAAUUCUAAGCAUGACAUUUUUAGAUGUUUAAUACACAGACAAAGCUUAAAGUGAACUAUUCUUUUAAAAUAUUGUGAAUGAAUUACAUAUGCUGCUUUACUACCUCUUAGUGGUGGAUAAUUGCACUAUCCAUUCAAAUGUAAUAUUGCACAAUAUUGUCUAU